Molecule: messenger RNA, 2228 nt
Organism: Amphimedon queenslandica
Lineage: Eukaryota; Metazoa; Porifera; Demospongiae; Haplosclerida; Niphatidae
Product: E3 ubiquitin-protein ligase TRAF7-like
Exons: 25
Coding region: 34-2064 (676 amino acids)
Biological process (GO): ribosomal large subunit assembly; Notch signaling pathway
Cellular component (GO): nucleolus
Molecular function (GO): protein binding; zinc ion binding
Source: RefSeq, a predicted model, not a curated record
AUUCACUUUUUCAUAAUUAGGUACCCAAGUAAAAUGUACACAACAACCAGGGAGCAGCAGCAAAGAAUGAAAAUAGAGAAGGGUACACAGCACCAGAGGACCUACAGUUUCACUAAUACAAUGAAUCCUAUACUGAGCGGUUCUUCGCCAAUAUCCUCCAGACCAAUUAGAAGCAGUUCAUUCAAUAACGAAGAAUGGCCACCUCUAGGCCCACCUCCAUCAUACAAUGCCUCCAAAGGGCGUCAUUCUGUAGCUUCAGACAUUUUGAUUGUCCCUGGCAUCGAUAGCAGGGACAGUUGUUCGACACCGACUAACUAUUCUGGCUCACUCCUUCGGCAAGGCUCCAUGCCCUCAUCUCGUGGUCUUAUAUCACCUAUGACCAAUCAGAGCAAUCCAGAGGAGGAUUUCAAAGAGAUCAUUGUUCUUGCAGAGUCUGAUAAACACGAGCGUCUCUUAUGCCCUCUUUGUGGUGGAGUCUUCAGGGAUCCUUACAUCGCUACUUGUGGGCAUACGUUUUGUUCACCGUGUCUAAGAUCUGGCCGGGAAGAAGUCUGUCCCAUUGAUAAUAUAGUACUAUCAAUGGUAGUUAAGAAUCUAGCGGUAGCAGAGCAAGUCGGUGAGCUUCACAUUCAUUGCCGGUUUGGAUGCAAGCAGAGCCAGGAAAAACCCUGGCAAUACGAACCAGAUCCACUAGGCUGUCCGAUGAUUUUGAAACUUGCCAAUAGAGAUGAACAUGAGAAGGAGUGUGACUAUGCUCCUGUCAAAUGUCCCAAUAGCUCAUUAUGCCCUCCAAUACUGAAAAGGGAUUUAAAUGAUCACUUAAGGUCUUGUAGACAUGUUCGCUGCCCCCACCAUCGCUUCAAUUGUCCUUUUGAGGGGACUAAGGAAGAGAUGGCCCACCAUUUAGAGAUAUGUAAAUUUGAAGGACUAAAAGGCUAUCUAGCAAGAACAGAAGACAGUAUAUCACAGCUGCAAGCGGAGAUUAAACAGAAAGAUGAUGAGAUUAGUUUCCUAAGGUCGAUGCUAGCAGGUCUCUCAGACAAAAUUGAUCAUUUGGAGAAAGGGGCAGUAGGAAAGAUAGAGCAACUUGAUGAGAGACAGGUGAAGCUGUCCAAAGAUGUAUCCGAUGCACGGAAUGCAGUCGAUUUUGUGAUGAAUGAGUUACAGCACGUCCAAGUCCAACUCGGAGUAGCUGGAACUAUGGACCUUCAACAUAUAUUCAAAUGUAAAGGGACAUUUGUUGGUCACAGUGGUCCUGUCUGGGCACUCUGUGUGAUUAAUGACCUUUUGUUCAGUGGCUCUUCUGAUAAUACCAUAAAAGUAUGGGAUGCUGCCAUUGGGUUCAAGUGUAUAAAAACUCUCACAGGUCACGAUGGGAUUGUACUAGCCCUCAGGCAAUUCGGGGAUAAUUACAUGUACAGUGGGUCUGCAGAUCAAAGCAUUAAGAAAUGGGAUAUUGAGAAGUUUCAGGUCAUCAGCACAAUAGCUGCUCAUGAGAACCCAGUCUGCACCCUGACCACCAGUAACGAUAGGCUGUUCAGUGGAUCACUUAAAAGUAUUAAAGUAUGGGACACUGCUAAUAACACAAUGAUAAAGGAGCUACCAGCCCAGAACCACUGGGUCAGAUCCCUCGUUGUCUCAGACGUGUAUCUUUACUCUGGCUCAUAUCAAGCCGUGAAAAUAUGGGACUUGAUGUCAUUAGAGUGCAUUAGAGUAUUGGAGUGUCUUGGAGGGAGUGUCUAUUCACUAUUAGUCACUGCUAACUAUGUAGCAUGUGGGACGUACGAGAAUAAGAUCAAUGUAUGGAACAUUGAGACACUAGAGUCUGUUGGUCAGUUAACAGGUCAUUUUGGUAUAGUCUAUGCAUUACAUGCUAUUGAGACUCCUGGCCAGACUAAACUCUUCAGUGCCGCUUAUGAUAAAACUUUAAGAGUGUGGAAUAUGGAACAUUUGACAUGCUCUCAGACAUUAAUAAGACACGAGAGUAGUGUCACUUGUCUUGCUAUGGCAAGAGGCAGGCUGUUCUCAGGGUCUGUAGAUUCAACUAUUAAAGUAUGGCAGUAAACGAACCACCAAAGAUUACAUUUUUAUUAACCUUUACCAAUCGUUUUAUGGAGCAUCAAGGAUGAAGAAAUUGCAAUUAUUUUUUUAUUACAAUUUGUGUGAAUUUUAUUAUUAUUAUUAUUUAAUUUAUUUUCCAAUACAGAAGUCUUUAAAAAUGACAUCUA